UACUGCGUUAUUCUGUUUGGUCUGACUGAAAACUGAUCAAUAUGUCGGGAAGAGGCAAAGGCGGUAAAGGACUUGGUAAAGGAGGCGCUAAGCGGCAUAGAAAAGUUCUUCGUGAUAACAUCCAGGGAAUCACUAAACCUGCUAUCCGACGUUUGGCUCGUCGUGGCGGAGUGAAACGAAUCUCCGGACUGAUUUAUGAAGAGACUCGCGGGGUGUUGAAAGUGUUUUUGGAGAAUGUGAUCCGUGAUGCCGUCACCUAUACGGAGCACGCAAAGAGAAAGACCGUCACCGCUAUGGAUGUGGUGUAUGCUUUGAAACGACAGGGUCGCACUCUGUACGGAUUUGGAGGUUAAGAAAUAAAGGCGUUUAUUCGGAUUGAUUUGUAAAACAAAGGCUCUUUUAAGAGCCACC
Acipenser ruthenus (sterlet) is the source of this 411-nucleotide messenger RNA. Its product is annotated as histone H4. The transcript has a single exon. Bases 42 to 353 code for a protein of 103 amino acids. Lineage: Eukaryota; Metazoa; Chordata; Actinopteri; Acipenseriformes; Acipenseridae. Gene Ontology annotation, molecular function: DNA binding; protein heterodimerization activity; structural constituent of chromatin. Gene Ontology annotation, biological process: nucleosome assembly. Gene Ontology annotation, cellular component: nucleosome. The record is from RefSeq and is a predicted model, not a curated record.